UGGCCUCCCCACAGUGCUAGGAUUUCAGGCGUGAGCCACCACGCCCGGCAAAACAAUCUAUUUUUAUUGAUUAAGUUACUGGUGGUGCAAUCUAAGUGGAAAAAUCUAAGAGCCUUCAAGGCUCCGCUGCUCUGUCCUGUCUUCAGGAGAAAUGGACAAGGAAGUUUUGGCGGCUGACCUCUCCCCAGCUGCAGGGCGGCCAGGUGACCCGCGAUGCCUCAGCUGCCCCUGCAGCUGCUGCUGCUCCUGGCGCCGCUGGGUCCCCUGUCCCCGCGCGCCCUGCCCCGCGCCUCGCGCGCCCUGGACGGGGCCGGGGACGUCGCGGAGCUGCGCUUCCUCACCACGCAGCCGCUGCACCUGCUCAGCCCCGCCUUCCUUUCACUUACCAGGCCCAGCAAGAAGGUGUGGUUGGGAGAGACCAGCUCUGCGUAUGGGGGCGGGGCGCCCCUGCUCUCCAACACCUUUGCGGCUGGCUUUAUGUGGCUGGACAAACUGGGCCUGUCAGCCAGGAUGGGCAUCGAAGUGGUCAUGAGGCAGGUGUUCUUCGGAGCCGGAAACUACCAUCUGGUGGAUGAAAACUUCGAACCUCUGCCCGAUUAUUGGCUCUCUCUUCUGUUCAAGAAAUUGGUGGGCACCCGUGUGCUCAUGGCGAGUGUGAAAGGUGGGGCCGGAAGGAAACUUCGAGUCUACCUUCAUUGCACAAACAUCAACCAAAGCCCAAAGUAUAAAGAAGGAGAUUUAACUCUGUAUGCCAUCAACCUCCAUAAUGUCACCAAGCACUUGCAGUUACCUUAUUAUUUAUUUAACAAACAAGUGGAUAAAUACGUUGUAAAACCUUCGGGCCCUGAUGGAUUGCUUUCCAAAUCUGUGCAGCUCAACGGUCAGACUCUGAGGAUGGUGGAUGAUCAAACCCUGCCCACUCUGACCGAAAAAUCUCUCCGCCCUGGAAGCUCCCUGGGCUUGCCGGCUUUCUCCUAUGGAUUUUUCGUGAUAAGAAAUGCCAAAGUUGCCGCUUGCACCUGAAAAUGGGAGGCCUCCCCUAGCUCUGAGAUUGAAUUUCCCAAAUGUGUUGAUAAGAGGAAAGCAACUCAAACUAUAGGGAGCACAUACAUUAUCAUUCAACCAGUGGGAGUUUCCAGACUCUGGGACAAUUUCAGUGCUAGAUUUAGCACAGGAUGGCGGUCUCUUUAAGUAAGAGUACUGCUAAUGAUAUAGCUAAUAAUACCUCGUGCCAAACACUAUUCUGAGCACUUUGCAUGUACUAUUUUUAUCUGAGGUUAUUAGAAAUGUAUAUCAAUGCUCCCAAUAUGGCCAAGAGGCAAGAAAGUGAAGGAUAUAGUAUUAGUUUUAAGAAAGUGCUUAGUUGUUUUUAUUCUUAAAAACAGGUAUUAGAAAAUUGUUGGAUUCUUUGUUUCUUUGU
Microcebus murinus (gray mouse lemur) is the source of this 1420-nucleotide messenger RNA. The record is from RefSeq and is a predicted model, not a curated record. NCBI's taxonomy places the organism in Eukaryota, Metazoa, Chordata, Mammalia, Primates, Cheirogaleidae.